Klebsormidium nitens is the source of this 1267-nucleotide messenger RNA. The record is from the annotation of a GenBank genome assembly. NCBI's taxonomy places the organism in Eukaryota, Viridiplantae, Streptophyta, Klebsormidiophyceae, Klebsormidiales, Klebsormidiaceae.
GAAAUUAUUGAGUUUGAUGAGCGGCAGCAACUUCAAGUCUUACAAUUUGACAUGGCGCUUGAACGGCAAGCACUGAUCGGCCUUCCUUUCUUUGCUGCCACCAUUUCCUGGAGGCUUUGUUUGGAAUGCUGACAUCAACCGAGCACCUCAGGAGCACAGGGAAAAGACAUCUGGGGGCCCCUAUCGAUUGUUAGUUCUUCACCGGCCGGUGUUCUUUCAAGUAUUUCGCAAGGUCAAGCUUCCUAAUUGUGCGACAUGGCUUGUAAGUCCUGCCAUGGUCGGGCUCUCGUUUCACAAACAGUGGUACUCGUUCUCUUGUUGCUCCUGAGCGACAUCAGCAGUGUGGAUGCGAAGAAAAAGAGCUACAAGGGUACAUACAUGGAAAAAGGAGUCCGGCUGUUACGAGAUGAUUGCGAGCUUUCAAUCCAGAGAACCGGGGGCCCCUGCAUGACGAGCAGUAUCAACAAGGAGAACUGCAUACUCCGGUGCAUGAACCCGGAGUGUUAUGAACAGGUUUACGGGUUGGACUCGUUGGAGGAGGGGGAGGUCGAUGCGAGGCGUGGCAAGGACUUCAGAAUGUGCGUUCGGAAGGCUCUGAAAGAGAAGGGUGACGUGCUAUGAGAGUCGUGGGGACGAAGUGGGAGUCGUGCGACGCCAUGCUGCCAGAUCGACCUUCACGUGUCCCAAUAAACUACGGGACGGCUGCCACGGGGCUGCCAUCGCGAGUUGUAUGAGGCGGCUUCCACCUCAAGCGGUUGCGGAUGGCAGGCUGCGGGUGCCAUACUACUGGUAACACCUACCUGUACGAUAAAUGGGUGCCAUUGUACAUGAUAAGUGCAACCUCGUUGCAUCCCUGGCGUACCAGUAUUUGAACUGGUCACUACCUCAAUGAUGAAGGUGCCUAGUGAUUGUAGCACCGGAGCUUCGACAAUCUUGCGACGACAACGCCACUAGCUGGACAUUCUGCGUUAUUAUGGCUGGUCCAGUACGUCUUGUGUUCAAAUGCGUCGUCAUUUUGUAUCCCUGCGCCCAAGCCGUGUAUUGAAAAGCGUCCGAUGUUAUAGGAUCAACUGCAUAAUGUAGCACUUGCUAAAUUCGUAGAGGGUCAAAUUUGCUGGAAAGACACUGAGAAUUUUGCGUUGUUUUGUCAAUAUUAUGCAUAAAGGAGCAUUGGCUGCCCCAGAGCUCAAGCGCCGUGUAGCACCUAAAUUGUGCUCAGUGGCACAUGGUAGACUUGAUAAUCCUUGUUAAAGGGAUUCGAUCCGGA